Molecule: messenger RNA, 1838 nt
Organism: Acanthochromis polyacanthus (spiny chromis)
Lineage: Eukaryota; Metazoa; Chordata; Actinopteri; Pomacentridae
Gene: gig2e
Product: grass carp reovirus (GCRV)-induced gene 2e
Exons: 6
Coding region: 164-1738 (524 amino acids)
Cellular component (GO): cytoplasm
Molecular function (GO): NAD+ poly-ADP-ribosyltransferase activity
Source: RefSeq, a predicted model, not a curated record
UCUGUUUUGUGAACGAAAGGCAGAAAAAUGUGCAGGAGGAGAAACGAAACUGAAACAGUGAUGUCCAUGUAUGGAGCUUCCUCUUGAAACUUUUUAUCUGAAGAAAACUGAGACGCAGCAGCAGUCCUGGACGAACUCAGAGAGAGGGACACCUACAUAAGAGAUGCAGUACCAGUGGGCUGAAGACGACUUUCUCCCAGUGGGGGUGUUUCGACUGGAGACUGAAAGUCCUGUUAGGAACAGAAGAUACGUCAUGUACCACGGCACCACCAGAAAGAAUGCUCAGAGCAUCAUGGCCUCAGGCUUUCGACAGUCUGCAGACGGGAUGCUCGGUCGAGGCGUCUACCUCAGCAAAGACCUGAAGAAAGCGAGCCGUUAUCCCCUGCACCACCCUGAGUGGGACAGGGUCGUCCUGAAGGUUGUGGUCAAUGUGGGAGAAGUGAUCGCCAUCAACUAUCAGCACCACCCGCAUCAGAAGACCUGGCAUGACUACGGGUAUGACACCGCCUGGGUGCCGCCCAACUGUGGGAUGGUGAGGAGUGGCUUGGAGGAGAAUUGUGUCUGGGAUCCAAACCGAAUCCAGAUCAUCAAAGCCAUUGAACCACUGCCAGUGCCACAUGGCUAUGGAUAUGGUGCAUAUGGCUACAAUGAAGAGACACCAACAAAAGAGAUGCAGUACCAGUGGGCUGAAGACGACUUUCUCCCAGUGGGGGUGUUUCGACUGGUGACUGACCACCCCCAGAAUGGCAAAACCUACGUCAUGUACCACGGCACCACCAGAGAGAAUGCUGAGAGCAUCAUGGCCUCAGGCUUUGAACAGUCUGAAGACGGGAUGCUCGGUCAAGGCGUCUACCUCAGCAGAGACCUGCAGAAAGCGAGCCGUUAUCCCCUGAACCACCCUGAGUGGGACAGGGUCGUCCUGAAGGUUGUGGUCAAUGUGGGAGAAGUGAUCGCCAUCAACUAUCAGCACCACCCACUUCAGAAGACCUGGCAUGACUACGGGUAUGACACCGCCUGGGUGCCGCCCAACUGUGGGAUGGUGAGGAGUGGCCUGGAGGAGAAUUGUGUCUGGGAUCCUGAACAAAUCCAGAUCAUCAAAGCCAUUGAACCACUGCCAGUGCCAUAUGGAUAUGGAUAUGGCAUGGGGGAACUUGUUGAGCAGCCCCUACUAGACAUCGGCUCAUCGGGACAGUCCCUGGUAUGCCAGAUGGCCAGUCCACCCCUGGGGUCACCAACAAAAGAGAUGCAGUACCAGUGGGCUGAAGACGAUGGUCUGCCAGAAGGGGUGAUUCGACUGGUGACUGAAAGUCCUGAGAAUGGCAAAACCUAUGUCAUGUACCACGGCACCACCAGAAAGAAUGCUCAGAGCAUCAAGGUCUCAGGUUUUCGACGGUCUGCAGACGGGAUGCUCGGUCGAGGCGUCUACCUCAGCAGAAACCUGGAGAAAGCGAGCCGUUAUCCUCUGGAAGAACCAGAGCAUAACAGGGUCGUCCUGAAGGUUAGGGUCAAUGUGGGAAAAGUGAUUGCCAUCAAAUAUCAGCCGCACCCGUAUCAGAAGACCUGGCAUGAUGCAGGAUAUGACACCGCCUGGGUGCCGCCCAACUGUGGGAUGGUGAGGAGCGGCUUGGAGGAGAAUUGUGUCUGGGAUCCUGAACGAAUCCGGAUCAUCGGCAUCCUUGAACCACAGCCAGUUCAAGUGCCACAUGGCUUUCAAUUUUGUGCAUAUGGCUACAAGUAAACUUCAUGCACGGUUACAGAUUUAUUUUGUGUGUUCAAAUGUAUUUUUAUAUAUUUGGAUAAAAAAAUAAAUGACAUAUUUUUGUAACUGUGUCCCUGUA